This is a messenger RNA of Octopus sinensis (East Asian common octopus), 3685 nucleotides long. RefSeq names its product histone-lysine N-methyltransferase EZH2. Gene Ontology annotation, biological process: chromatin remodeling. The transcript is spliced from 22 exons. The record is from RefSeq and is a predicted model, not a curated record. Gene Ontology annotation, molecular function: histone H3K27 methyltransferase activity; protein binding. NCBI's taxonomy places the organism in Eukaryota, Metazoa, Mollusca, Cephalopoda, Octopoda, Octopodidae. Bases 288 to 2615 code for a protein of 775 amino acids.
CGAGGAAGAAAGGCAAAAACACGUCGCCGUUGAUACUAUUGGCCGACAGGGGGCGUUGUGGGUAAUGGCGCCCAUUCGAAGCUAGCAAGUGCGUGAUCCACUGUCGUGAUGCUGCUGUUGUAUUGAGUAUGUCUCUAAUAACAGAUGUGGGCCUCGGAUAAUUCAAAUACCAUCUCAUCAAACUCAGACGACCUUGCUGGCUUUCUGGAUGUUUUCCUAUUUAAUGACUUAGCAUCUACACAAUUGAGACUGUCUCAAAGAGUUUUGUUGUUUAGAUUCUAUAGAUAAUGGAGAACAGAUCAAAACCUACAAAUCAGGAUGAAACCAAAAGUGGGUUUUUGAGACCAUCCCCUGUCCGGUUAGGCAAAAAGCCAGCACUUGUAACAAAGAGAAGCUGUAAGUCAGCUUCUAUACAGCAAGAGAAUACAAACUCCAACCAGAUAGGUGCUGACAGCAAACAGGAUGGGCCUGCCUCCAAACCUGCCAGUACUGACUGGCGAAAGCGAGUUCGUGGCGAGUACAUGCGCCUUUGUCAAGUGAAGCGGUUUAAAAGAAAUGAUGAGGUUCGGUGUGCAUUUUCCUCCAAUCGUAAACUAAUCAAUGAUGAACUGGAAAAACAUAAUUGCUGGUGGAAGGAACAACCCAGCCAGCCUCUUCAUGCUCCAGAAACUUUUAGUCAAAUACCAGUUACAAGAAAAUGUGAAGUUGAAAGUGGUAUGAGCUUCCCUCAUCAGAUGGCACCAUUGAGAGUAAUGAAUGCUUUAAAACCAAUUCCGACCAUGUAUAGUUGGGCUCCACUCCAACAGAACUUCAUGGUGGAAGAUGAAACAAUACUUCACAAUAUUCCAUAUAUGGGUGACGAUAUUCUAGAUCAAGAUUGUGCUUUCAUUGAAGAACUAUUAAAAAACUAUGAUGGGAAAGUCCACGGUGAUAGAGACACAAAAUUUAUAAAUGAUGAUCUGUUUAUGGAGCUUGUUGAUGCUUUAUGGGCCAACUAUAAUGAUACUGACCCUGAGCAAAGAGAACUGUCUUCACCCUCUUCACAGAACACAAAUGAUGGCAUAAAAACAGAGUUAAAAGAAGAUGAGGUGGAUAAAUCCAGAAAGACUCCACCAGCUGACAUCAUUUUCCAAUCAAUUUCUGCUAUGUUUCCUGACAAAGGUACACAAGAAGAACUAAAAGAAAAGUAUAUCGAUCUCAUGGAAACUCAAGACCCCAAUAAUAUACCCCCUGAAUGUACUCCAAACAUUGAUGGCCCAAAUGCUCGCUCUGUACCUAGGGAACAAACCAUGCAUUCCUUCCAUACGCUCUUUUGUCGAAGAUGUUUCAAGUAUGAUUGUUUCCUACAUCCUUACCAUCCCACACCAAGCAUGCUUACCCGUAAAAUGCCAGAGAAAAAGCAAGAAGCAGAACCAUGUGGAGAAACUUGCUUCAUGCAUUUGACUGGCUAUAAAGAACAAACAAAUGGUGAACAGCAUGAUGGCAACAAAUGUGAUGGUAAAGCUGGCCUCGAGAGGUCAGAGCGUGCAAAGACCUCCCCUACACGCACUGUAGGCAGGAAACGCAAAAAUGGCCUUCCUGCUAGUACAAAUGGUGAAGACAGCGAGAAGAGUAAUGAUGCUGAUUCUGAAAUAAUGUUCCCAGUUCGCAAGAAGCCAACCAGUGAUGAAUGGAGCGGGGCAGAAGAGUCCCUGUUCCGAGUUCUCCAUGAUGUCUACCGCAAUAAUUACUGUGUAGUUGCUAAACUGAUAAGCUCCAAGAACUGUAUGCAGGUUUAUCAGUUUGCUAUUAAAGAAACUGCCCACAUUCCUGAUCUGAAAGAGGACCGUACUCAAACUCCACCCAGAAAAAAGAAAAAGAAAAACAGGUUAUGGUCUAUGCAUUGCAGAAAGAUUCAGUUGAAGAAAGACAGCGUGUCCAACCCGGUCUACAACUACCAGCCGUGUGACCAUCCUGGCCAGAGAUGUGACGAUACCUGUCCUUGCAUAGUGGCGCAGAAUUUUUGUGAGAAGUUUUGCCAAUGUAGCAGUGACUGUCAAAACAGGUUUCCUGGGUGCCGUUGUAAAGCUCAGUGUAACACCAAGCAGUGUCCGUGUUUCUUGGCUGUGCGUGAAUGUGAUCCGGAUCUCUGUCAAACAUGCGGAGCUGAUCAAUUUGACACUCAGAAAAUCUCUUGUAAAAACGUCAGUGUACAACGUGGCUUAAGAAAACACUUGCUAUUGGCCCCAAGUGAAGUUGCUGGAUGGGGAAUAUUCUUGAAAGUGUCAGCUGAGAAAAAUGAAUUUAUAUCUGAAUAUUGUGGUGAGAUAAUUUCUCAAGACGAAGCUGAUAGGCGAGGUAAAGUGUACGACAAGUACAUGUGUAGCUUUCUUUUUAACCUGAAUAACGAUUUUGUUGUUGAUGCAACUAGGAAAGGGAAUAAAAUACGUUUUGCCAACCACUCAAUCAACCCAAAUUGCUAUGCCAAAGUUAUGAUGGUAAAUGGCGACCAUCGAAUAGGUAUAUUUGCCAAACGUCCAAUCCAGGCAGGAGAAGAGUUAUUCUUUGACUACAGGUACGGCCCUACUGAACAACUGAAGUUUGUUGGAAUCGAGAGGGAUAACGAAGUUUCCUGACUGCACGUUCUCAACUAGAUUUGACAGUUGUGCGAUAUCACUGGUUUUCAUCAUAGCAUUCAAUGCACUUGCGUGUGUGUGUGUAGGUUGUGUGUUUGUAUAAGACGAUGUGUAUGUAUGUAUGUUGACAUGACAUACAUUGAUAAACUUAUCAAUGAACUUCAAGCAACAUUUAAGGGGUUCCUUGCAUUGUGGACCUCCUUUUCUUUUUUUUUUUUUUUUCCUUCCUUCCUUCGGUCCAUUCCUAGUCAGCCAUUCAGCUAGAUCAACGAGGUGGUGUAUGAGAGAGAAAUGCUCAUUGCUUCGGCUGACCAUUUUUAACUGCCAACCUAGCCUACUGCCAAUCCAGCCCUCCAGCUAACAAGGCUGCUCUCUUCAACAUCAACCAAGCAAUGAUCUCAACAGUAAAGGGAACUCACUCACCACAAUGUUCCAUGAACAUUGUAUUCUUUAUCCAACCAGUCCAUUAUCAUAUUGACAUUAAGUGUCACCACAUAUGUUGUUUUACUGCUUUGCUACCAUUCUAUAUCACAGCUAGGUAGUUCAGAACGCAGUGAGUAAAAGAGAAGAAUGGUUCAUUAUGAUAUUAUUUUUACAACCCUCAUCUGAAUGUAUACAGGCUGUUCAAAUCCACCUCAAUGUACUUUCGUUAUAUAAUCUUCACCGCAUUCAUUUCUCAAUUGAAAAUAUCAGAAAAAUUCAAUAAAUUUCUAAUAUAUGCGCACACAUGUGCUUACACACCUAUAUACUCUCUUUCUCUCCCUCACAGAAUUGUGUGGGUAUAUUAUACAGCUACAUGCAUCUGUUUCAUAUUAGUUAGUAUAGUACUUCUACUACCAUUACUAAACGGUGCAAAGAUUUAAAGAGGCUCUUUGUAGAAUCUUGGAACCUAAGGCCAUCAUUUCAUAUCCCAAUACAGGCAAUGCACUGUGUUCUUAGUAAAAACACUUAACUCUCGCCACCCAAUUAAAAACUCAUCAUUAUCCUUUACAUCAUUGUUAUAAUAACCAGCAUUGACCAGAGAUAGUUUACCAUUCUACAGCUCAGAUAUUCAAUACAUGCAACUUGAU